Messenger RNA from Fragaria vesca subsp. vesca, 2359 nucleotides. RefSeq lists its product as uncharacterized. The record is from RefSeq and is a predicted model, not a curated record. Lineage: Eukaryota; Viridiplantae; Streptophyta; Magnoliopsida; Rosales; Rosaceae. Bases 320 to 2080 code for a protein of 586 amino acids. Gene Ontology annotation, biological process: positive regulation of growth. The transcript is spliced from 2 exons.
UUGAAACAUUUUGAAAAAGCUUUCCAAACAGUACUUAAAUACCCAACCCAAGUACACCAAUUGCAAAACACAGAACCAAGAGCUUGUGCUUCAAAGCAGUGAUUGAUUCCUCCACUCACCCAAAAAAAGAACCCAUCUUUUUCCCUCCAAUCAAUUACACAUUCUCACCUCUCAAAUACCCAAAUCCCAAUUCCUCACUGUUUCACUUUCCUUGGGCACAACCUGAGGCUUUCAAUCAGUACCAGAUAAACCAAGAGGGUAGCACUUAAAUGAGUUUCUAGCCAGGACCCAGAUUCUGUGAGAGCUUCAGAUCUUAGCAAUGGUUGCAGAGCCUUGGAUUCUGAAGAUGGGUAACCAGGUAAGCUCAAAUCUAAAGCAUGCUCUUUUACUUCAGCAUUCAAAGAAAUCAAACCCAAAAAGCAUACCCAAUAACUCAAACACCAAAAGCCAGAAGCAGACUAUAGGGAUUCUUUCAUUUGAGGUAGCUAAUGUUAUGUCCAAGACUGUUUAUUUAUACAAGUCCCUCACAGACUCUGAGAUCUCUAAGCUUAAAGUUGAGAUCUUGAAGUCUGAGGGGGUCCAGAAGUUGGUCUCUUCUGAUGAGGCCUAUCUUCUUGAGCUUGCUUUGGCUGAGAAGCUAGAGGACCUGAACCGGGUUGCUGCUGUGGUGGGCCGGCUUGGGAAGAGGUGUGUUGAGCCGGCUCUGCAGGGUUUUGAGCAUGUUUAUAGUGACCUUGUUAAUGGGGUUAUUGAUGUUAGGGAGUUGGGGUUUUUGGUGAAGGAUAUGGAGGGUAUGAUUAGGAAGUUGGAGAGGUAUGUGAAUGCUACUUCCAAUUUGUAUAGUGAAAUGGAGGUGUUGAAUGAGUUGGAGCAAGGUACUAAGAAGUUUCAGAACAAUCAACAUGAGGAGAGCAAGAGGGCUUUUGAGCAGAAGCUGAUUUGGCAGAAACAAGAUGUGAGGCAUCUCAAGGACAUUUCAAUUUGGAACCAGACUUAUGAUAAGGUUGUGGAGUUGUUGGCAAGGACGGUUUGCACCAUUUAUGCUACAAUUCGUGGGGUUUUCGGAGAAUCUGCUUUGAGCAAGGACCAUGGUGGAUCUUCGCCGCCGGGUCAGAUUGAUGUGAGGAGGGUUUCCCAGGAGCCUUUGAAGAGGGUUCUUAGCAAGAAAAAAGGGUGUCAUUCAGGGCCGGUUGAGAAAGCUGUUGUGGUGAAAAGGGGGUCAAGUUUUAAGCCUCAAUUUGAAUCAAGGAGAGGUGAAUUGGCGUUGUUUCGGGCAGAUGAUUUCAACUUUCCCUGCGGAACUAGCCCAGGGAGGCUUUUCAUGGACUGCCUAAUUAGCAGUUCGGUUGUUGAUGAUGAUGAUGUUGGCAGUGCUGGUGGAUAUGAGGAGCGAAGUAGCCAAUUUUCGGGUUGUGGUGUGGCAAGUGGUGGUUUGAGGAGAGAUUACCCUAACCAUUCAGGUUGUUUUAGUAGAGUGCAAAUGGGUGUUCAAUCUAACUCUGGCGGAAUGAAUGGUGCACCGUUUGGCCCCAAGAGUAGGUUGAUGGUAUAUGCUCCACCUUCUACUGUGGGAGGCUCUGCUCUAGCUUUGCAUUAUGCAAAUGUUAUAAUUGUGGUUGAGAAGUUGCUUCGCUACCCUUAUCUAGUGGGUGAGGAAGCUAGGGACGAUUUGUAUCAUAUGUUGCCAACAAGUUUAAGACUGUCUCUGAGGACUAAUCUCAAGUCCUAUGUCAAGAAUUUGGCUAUAUAUGAUGCACCUCUUGCUCAUGAUUGGAAGGAGACUCUUGAUGGGAUAUUGAGGUGGCUUGCCCCACUGGCACAUAACAUGAUCAGAUGGCAAAGUGAGCGUAAUUUUGAGCAACAGCAAAUUGUUACUCGAACACAUGUUCUUCUGCUUCAGACAUUGUAUUUUGCUGAUCGAAAGAAGACAGAGGCAGCAAUUUGUCAGCUUCUUGUCGGGUUGAAUUAUAUAUGCCGUUAUGAGCAUCAGCAGAAUGCAUUAUUAGAUUGUGCGAGUAGUUUUGAUUUUGAAGACUGCAUGGAGUGGCAAAUGCAAUGUGGAGCUUCUUUUGUUGAUUAACUACUUUAUUGGAUUUGAGACCCUGAAGAUGGUGAUAAAGAAUUCUCCUUGAUUCCCAUCACUUAGAUGAACACUUAGGUGGUAGAGCAACAUUUUGUGAAUAUCUCAGCUUUUCACACUGAAGAGUUAUAUUGUUGAAGGCAUGAUUAAUGUAUUUGAUUCCAAGGGUAAAUCCUACAAGAGUUUCAUAUUCUUGAGUUCCCUUCCUGGGUUGAUGUUGCACAAAAAAAAAAUUAACUUGAUUUUGUUCAAUUAACACUAGAAUAUUUAGGGUUCGAA